Eurytemora carolleeae is the source of this 1087-nucleotide messenger RNA. RefSeq names its product ethanolamine kinase 1 (gene eas). NCBI's taxonomy places the organism in Eukaryota, Metazoa, Arthropoda, Copepoda, Calanoida, Temoridae. Bases 30 to 986 code for a protein of 318 amino acids. The transcript has 11 exons. Gene Ontology annotation, molecular function: ethanolamine kinase activity. The record is from RefSeq and is a predicted model, not a curated record. Gene Ontology annotation, biological process: phosphatidylethanolamine biosynthetic process. Gene Ontology annotation, cellular component: cytoplasm.
UUUGGUAUUUAUUUUUUUUCAGAUUAAAAAUGGCGGAUCCUUUAACAAUAGACGUAACCGUUGACCUAAAUACUGACGAAUCUCUGAAAAAGGGUGCUCGACUCGUUCUCCAAAGGAUACGCCCUGACUGGGUAGGAGAUGAUAUAGACUGGAAAGUAUUUACUGACGGAAUAACAAAUAAACUGAUUGGUGCUUGGUUUAGAGACAAGCAAGAUACGGUUCUCGUCAGAGUUUACGGCAUUGGUACUGAGAAGAUAAUUGAUAGAAAAACUGAAGUGGAAAAUAUGCGUAAACUUGACGCAAUAAAUGCCGGGAGUAAGCUUUACGCAAUAUUUAAUAAUGGUAUUGCGUACGAGUUUAUACAUGGAUCAACUCUAACUAAAGAAUCUGUUAAGAACCCAGCUGUUUAUCCUCUGGUCGCCAGGAUGACCGCUAAACUUCAUCAUAUUCCGAUCCAGAGUGGCGAGUGUAAGCUAUGGAGUAUGCUCAGAAACUUUAUAGAACUCUGCCCGCAACAACUUGCCUCCAAGGAAAAACAGGAACAAAUGGAGAAGUAUUGCUUUUCUCAAGCAGAAUUGUUUACGGAAUAUAAUAUGCUUAAAGGAAAAAUAGUUGUUUUCAUUGAUAUGGAGUACGCUGGCCCCUCGCUUGCUGCAUUUGAUAUUGCAAAUCAUUUCGUAGAAUUCGUUGGCUGUGGAGGAGAAUUAGAUUUUAUUAACGAUGUUCCUGGCAGAGAACUCCAGGAAGACUGGAUCAGAGAGUACCUCACUGAGUUCAACAGGAUUGCUAACUCUUCCCCUCCAACAAACUCUGAGAUAGUUGCGAUGUAUGACUUGGUUCAGGUGUUUAUGCUUUGUUCUAAUUUGCUUUGGUCCUCCUGGUCAUUAAUUCAGGCGAAGAACUCAAACAUUGACUUUGAUUUUGUGGACUAUGCAAUCCAACGACAGCGGGAGUACAGGAGGAAAAAGGGAUUGUUGGGAUUAUAAACAAAGCGGAACUAUUAUGUAAUUAUAGGGAUUUUCAGAUGAUUUGGAUAUCGUGACUUCUGUAACUAAUGUUUUUUAUAUUUAUACUAACUAUAUAUUAU